Ambispora gerdemannii is the source of this 1503-nucleotide messenger RNA. NCBI's taxonomy places the organism in Eukaryota, Fungi, Glomeromycota, Glomeromycetes, Archaeosporales, Ambisporaceae. The record is from the annotation of a GenBank genome assembly.
AUGUCUACCUCCACAAGAGAAUCAAAGAGGGGAAAAACUAAUGUGACGAAACCGCCACCAGAUCCUAAAAAGCAGUUAAAGAAACAUAUUGUGAACUUGACAAAAAACGGUGAUAGUGUCUUGAACGAAGAAAACCUCAAAGAAGUGAAAAGGUACUGCAGAGAAUCGGGCGAAUUAAUUGAUUUUACGUAUGAGAUUAUACUCGGCCAAUUAAAGAGUAAACGUGCGCAGGUCCGAUACUCAGCCCUACAACUUAUUGACGUCCUUUUCAACCGCUCCAAACGCUUCAGAGAUCUUGUAACAAACAAUUUGACAGAAAUUCUUCGACUUACUAUUGGAUUACACCAAACAUCAUUACCUCCGCCAGCUAAUAUUGCUAUAAAGUUAAAAAGACUUGGAGUCGUGCUGUUGAAGCAGUGGAAUGAAAAAUUUGGCAUCUUUUAUAAACAGCUCACUCUUACCUAUAGAAUAAUAAAGGAUAAUCCGAUAAUGAUUGUCACUGAAGCCGACGCUUCUAAUGUAAUUACGCACGAUGAAUAUGUUCGGAAGCAACGCGAGAAUCAGGCGCGUAUAAUCCAAAACGAUGAGGCUCGUUUGCAGCAAAUUGAGAAGAAAAUGCAAGAAUCGAUUAAUGAUCUCAUCGUUCAGAAUCUAGAUAUAAUGGAAAUUUGUUUUGAGAUGUUAGUCCCGAAACCAGUUGAGGAUAUGGUUUCGUCGACCACUACUACAUCUGCUAUUACUGAUGUUACUAGAAUUAAAUCUGCUACAACUGAAACUAUUGGACCUAAUAUUAUUGAAUCAAGAUCCGCUGAAAUUAUACAAGAAAAUAAAGCAGCACACGGAUUAGGCUCGAGUAAAUACGAACUGACUAUCACAAUCUCCACCAAAAAUCCAACAGGCGUAAAAGAAACUUCGGAGAACCACGUCAUAUACCAAAAUAUCCGUGAAUAUUCUAAAGUGUUGCUGAAACAUUUGGAUAUUGUGAAUGGGUGGUUGAACGAUUUGGAGAAGUUGAAUGUGAACAGCAAACGCCUUACUGAACAAGCGAACAAUCUUAAAAGGAGGUUGGAAACCGCUAAAACUCGGUGUGAAGAACUUGGCAUUAAAGUGACAGUUGAAAAAAGAAAGAAUAGGGAAGAUGAUGAUUCGGAUUUUGAGGAGGUGAAAAUACCAAAAGUUAAACAUACUGAUGCAUCUACUAUUACCACAACACCCACCGAGGCAUCCACAUCCCCAUCUUUCUUACGAUCCGAUACGCCAAACUUCUCGUCACGCAGAGAACACCUGAACUUGUGCGAAACUCGUCGAUUUUCCGUACUCCGCACCCACACCGCCGCAGCUCGGUACAAUCCUUUAACCGGACCGGGAGGAUGUCCCCGUGAACAGGAGGAAAAUCUCCCGUCCCCUAAAGUCUUGUCACCAGUGCCUUUGGCCAUGAAACUCCAGAAACGUAGCCAUGUGUUGCAGAAUAGAGAAGAUAGUUCUGAAGGUCUACAGUUAUGA